This is a messenger RNA of Aspergillus puulaauensis, 963 nucleotides long. Its product is annotated as SIR2 family NAD-dependent protein deacylase. The transcript is spliced from 2 exons. The record is from RefSeq and is a predicted model, not a curated record. Lineage: Eukaryota; Fungi; Ascomycota; Eurotiomycetes; Eurotiales; Aspergillaceae. The coding region runs from base 1 to 963 and encodes 320 amino acids. Gene Ontology annotation, molecular function: protein-malonyllysine demalonylase activity; NAD+ binding; protein-succinyllysine desuccinylase activity.
AUGGUAUCUACCGAUAUCAAAUCAUUCCAAGAAUACCUCAAGGGGAGCAAGCGGGUCAUGGCGCUCCUAGGAGCCGGCAUAUCCGCCUCAUCGGGUCUCCCAACAUUCCGCGGCGCCGGCGGGCUCUGGCGCUCUCACGACGCAACGGAGUUAGCCACGCCAGAGGCCUUCGAGGCGAACCCGGAUCUGGUGUGGCAGUUCUACAGCUAUAGGAGACACAUGGCGCUCAAGGCGCAGCCGAACCGUGCGCACUAUGCGCUGGCGGAGCUGGCGAGGAGGAAUAGGGAGUUUGUUACAUUGAGUCAGAAUGUUGAUGGCCUUUCACAACGAGCGAGUCACCCUCUCGAGCAGCUCCAUCUCCUCCAUGGGAAUCUGUUUACGGUUAAAUGUACCUCCUUCUACUGCAACUAUUCUCGCGAGAACGACUUUACGGACCCGAUUGUCCCUGCACUUGCGAUACCGAGAAACUUCCCCGAACCGGUUCCGUCGUCAGACGAUAAAACAGGCGAGGAAGCGUCAAAGUCGCUAUACCAGGCCAUGGGAAGAGGCCAGGAAGAGGGACAACGAGAAGGAACAGAGGUGGACAUCUCUGACGAAACUAUCCCGCUCGAACCAUUAUCGCGCGACGUGCUCCCGCAAUGCCCAGAAUGCAAAGAAGGUCUAUUACGGCCAGGCGUUGUCUGGUUCGGGGAAGCUCUGCCGUCACAUACGCUGGAUUUCGUGGAUGAUUGGAUGUCGCAAGGGAAGAUCGAUCUGAUGCUGGUCAUUGGGACGAGUUCGAGGGUUUGGCCGGCAGCAGGGUAUGUCGAUCAGGCGAGGUCAAAAGGAGCGAGGGUUGCGGUGGUGAACAUGGAUCCAAAUGAUAUGGGGAAGGGGAAGCUUACACCGAAUGAUUGGUUUUUCGAGGGCGACGCCGGCGCCAUUGUGCCGGAGAUUUUGAACAGUGUCAUUGGAGAGGUUUGA